AUGUUCUUGGUGGAGUGGGAUAAUUGUUCAUCUUUUCCAGCUGGUUCUAAUGCAAUUGAUCCUUCUAUAAAUGCUACCUUCCUGUCUUAUAAAAAUAAAUAUCAAGCGAUUGUGAUAACUGACUCAGUGUCUCAAUCGUAUGCCAUCUUCAUUUACGAGUGCAAUCAAAUUGAAUGGAGUGGAAGUAACUUAACAUAUUCUCGUGUUGGAAUUUCCAAUGGAAUGGGUAGGUCAGAGUUCCACCCUUCGAGUGGCAGUGCAUCAAUUGCUGAUAUUGACUGCUCCAAUAGUCCAAGAUCUACCAUCGUCAAUGUGUUGCUGGACUUGAACACUUUCACACUAGCAGAGCGAGUCUAUCCCUCUACUAACAGUACAAGCAUAAAACUCUCUUCUUCAGUGUCAGAUUCAGCCAAUGCUAGAGUGAAUACAUUAUUGCCAACACCAUCGCAAGCGUCAACUCUUUCAGUGUCAGAUUCAGCCAGGCCUAGCGAUAUUGCGGUAUUGUCAACAGUGACACUAUUGAAAAUACCAACUCAUUCGGUGUCGAAUUCAGUCAGUACAAGCCUAACUGCAUUUGUGUUAAUUCCUUUAAAGUCAGAUUUGGUUAGUCUGUUCGAUAUUGCAGUGGUGUCAACUCCAUCACAAACUACUUUGGUGUCGAAUUCAGUCAGUACUAGCGUGUUGUCAACUCCAUCACAAAUACCGACUCAUUCAGCGUCAAAUUCAGUCAGUGCUAGUGUGUUGUCAACUCCAUCACAAAUGCCAACUCCUUCAAAGUCCAAUUUGGUCAGUUCUAUCGAUAUUGCAGUUGUGGCAUCUACAUUGCAAAUGCCAACACCUUUGUUGAAGUCUUCUGUCAGUCCUAGCAAUAUUGCAGUAUUGUCAACUCUAUCGCAAACCCCAUCUCCUGCGUUGAAUUCAGUCAGUACUAGUGUGUUGUUGACUCCAUCACAAAUUCCAACUUCUUCAAAGUCCGUUUUGGUCAGUCCUAACGUGAUUGCAGUGGUGUCAAAUCCAUCCCAAACACUAGUUCGAAUAGCAGCAACUUCUACCACAAGCAUGGCCAUGAUUCAAGGUGCUGCUGGGAUGAUGAAUAACCUCGUACCUGUUCAUAUGAUUGUUGUUCCUAUUGUUGUUCUUCUACAGAUACUCAUCACCUCUCUAAUCGUAAUCUUCCUAUUUUUGUACAUGCGUCACAAGAAGAUCAUUGUUCAAGUUGGACCAGCAGGAGAUACUAUUAUAUAAUAAUUAUUAUAGUUACAGUAUACCAGUAUUCAUUCAGUAUAAACACAUUAAUUAUAGUAUGUCAUCGUGUUGGUUAAAAACUUUUUUGA
This is a messenger RNA of Halichondria panicea, 1334 nucleotides long. RefSeq lists its product as uncharacterized. The transcript has 4 exons. Bases 1 to 1245 code for a protein of 414 amino acids. The record is from RefSeq and is a predicted model, not a curated record. NCBI's taxonomy places the organism in Eukaryota, Metazoa, Porifera, Demospongiae, Suberitida, Halichondriidae. Gene Ontology annotation, biological process: cell-matrix adhesion.